Messenger RNA from Fukomys damarensis (Damara mole-rat), 2154 nucleotides. RefSeq names its product tripartite motif-containing protein 60. Gene Ontology annotation, molecular function: protein binding; zinc ion binding. NCBI's taxonomy places the organism in Eukaryota, Metazoa, Chordata, Mammalia, Rodentia, Bathyergidae. The coding region runs from base 570 to 1988 and encodes 472 amino acids. The record is from RefSeq and is a predicted model, not a curated record. The transcript is spliced from 2 exons.
AUCUUUUGCUACAUUUGUACUGUGUGUGUGUGUGAUUAUUGAAUGUUCCAAAAGUACAUUGCUGCCAUCCAGAUAAUACUGCCCCCAUGCUUCACUAUGUAUCUCUUAAGAACACGAACAUUUUGUUUUUUGUCUAUGAUUAUUUUCAUUGCACCUAAUUUAAUACACAAUAGUAUAACUCUUAUGAUUGUUUUACAGCAUUAGUGAUUAUAGAAUCAGAGUUUUAACUGAAACAUCUUUUUUCACCCACAGUAAAGAUCCCUUAUUUUGGAUCUGGGGUUACUUUCUUGAAUAAGAAAGCUGUGAAGCUGACCUCAGAUGACCGAACGGAAAGAGCUGCAGCCGUCUAAUACCUUCUGAUGCUCAAUAGAGUGUACACUCCAGAGUAUUGUUAGGUGCAGACCUUGAAGCAGGCUUUUAGAGGCUGCCCUCAGUGUGCUGGCUGGCUGAGAGCUGGUUGGUGUUCAAGGUAGUCUAGGAGAGGACACCCCCUUCUUACUGGGCGCUGCCGGGGAAAGCCAGGCUUACUGAAGAAGCAUUUCCUUGCCCACUGCCUUGGUUCCAAUUCAAUGGAGCUGGCGGCUGCCUUGGCAGACCUCCAGGCGGAGGCUAGCUGUCCCAUCUGUCUAGGGUACUUGAAAGACCCAGUGACAAUAUACUGUGGGCAUAACUUUUGCCUCGCCUGCAUCAGUGAGUCCUGGAAGGAUAUGAAAGGCAGUUUCCCCUGCCCUUCUUGCCAUUAUCUCUGUCCACACAGAAAAUUCCAGAACAAUUUCCAGCUAGGUAAUCUGACUGAAGUGGCUAAGCUACUGCCUCUGAGAAGGAGCAAGAGAAAAAGGGAGGAAGGGAAUGUUAUGUGUGAGAAGCAUAAACAGGUCCUGACCGUUUUCUGCCAGAAGGACCUAGAGGUUUUGUGUCCCCAGUGCAGCUUCUCUGCUGAUCACCAGCAGCACUAUGUCUGGCCCAUAGAGAAGGCUGCUGUCUAUCAUAAGAAACAGCUGGAGCAGCACAUGGAGCUCUGGAAGGAGAGAUUGGAACAAAUUGAAAAAGUGAUUAUUAUGCAGACUGGAAAGUCAGGGGAACUUAAGAAAAAGGUAGAUUGUAGGGAAGAAGAAAUAAAGUCUGAAUUUGAACAGUUCAUGCUGUUUCUUCAAAAUGAGCAAGAGACUACUCUUAGGCAAUUAGAAGAUGAAGAGAGGGAGAUUUUAGCAAAACUAAGUGAAAGGCUAACACACAUUUCAGAUCACGCCUCUGCAUUAAAAUAUCUAUUAAAGGAGAUAGAGAACAAAUAUGUAAAGUCAGAAGUUGAGUUGCUGACAAGUGUUAAGAGCAUCUACCGCAGAUAUAAAAGUUUAAAAUGCCCUGAAGUUUUUUCAUUCCAAUUCAAAGAUUAUAGUUGCCGGCUUCCUCCACAAUAUUCUGGACUAAACAAAAUUAUUAAGCGAUUUCGAGUAGAUGUACUUCUAGAUCCCGAAACAGCACAUCGUAAACUUAUUAUCUCAGAGGAUAGGAAAACCGUGGGUUAUGGAAAUACACAAAAACUACCUCAUAGCCCAAAAAAGUUUUACAUCUGGCCCGCUGUACUGGGUGCUAAGGGGUACAGCUCUGGCAGGCAGUACUGGGAGGUGGAGGUGAAAGACAAGCCGGAGUGGCUCCUGGGUGUCUGUAACGAGUCUCUCCCCAGAAGGAGGAAGAACCAGAAUCAACCCUUUUUAGUAAAGGAUGGGCUGUGGGGAAUUGGGCGAUGUAGUCACACUAGUUACAUUGCAUGUGGUCCUAAGAAAAUUAAUCUUUUGCCAAAAGUGUUACCCAGGAAGAUUGGCAUUUUCUUAGACACUGAAAUGGGUGAGGUUUCCUUUUAUAAUUUGACUGAUCGAUCUCUUCUGUAUACUUUUAAUGAUUACUUUGGAGGAACACUUUGGCCUUAUUUCUACACUGGAACUGAAGCACGACCCCUCAGAAUCUGUACCAUAACAGAUUCUGAAUGAUGAGCUAUUGGAAAUCCUCAUUUUGUUUGUUUUUACAGUUGGUGGACAAUUGAACCAGUUAUCGAGCAAUUUCAAAUAGAUGUCGAUGGGUUCUUUUUUUUCCUUUUUUUUUUUUUUUUCAGUUUUCACUGAUUUUGUUUCAGCAGGUUCUAAAAAUAAUUAUAGU